Cladocopium goreaui is the source of this 458-nucleotide messenger RNA. Lineage: Eukaryota; Dinophyceae; Suessiales; Symbiodiniaceae. The record is from the annotation of a GenBank genome assembly.
CACAAAUCCUAGCUGCAUUUGUUUCUGCGUGCUGGGAUCUGAAAGAGAGCUGAAUCAUGGGGAAGGUGGCUUCCAUCUUCCAGGAGUCCUGUUGCCCCGGCGUGGUGGAGGAAAAGGAGACUGUGACUGCUUGGGCUGGUGUUGACACCCUGCCAAUGCUUUUAGGUUCCGUUGAGCAGGAGUGGGUUCAACACAGGAUCAUUCCGGCGAAUCGACUAGAGGUGGUUCCAGAAGAACGCGACGCCGAGGAAAGUGCGGAGAAGGAAAAUGUUAUCGAGGUUCACUCCUCUGGAGAGGCCUUGAAACCCAGGGCGGAGAAAGCACCGCCGGCGGAGAAAGCACCUGCCAAACGAGUUCCGCCGCCAUUGCUUCCCAUUGUGAAGCGCAGGUAUCCUUAGGUGUCCAUGACUUGCCCCUAGCUAGCAGCGGGUCCCUAGCAGCGGACCCCUGAAACCAAC